AUGGCUGCCCCCACCCACGUGUGUCUUUAUGGGUGCCCAAAUGUGUGUCUGUAUGGGUGCCCCCACAUGUGUCUGUGUGGGUGCCCCCAGAUGUGUGUAUGUGUGCUCUAUGUGUCUGUAUGGGUGCCCCCACCCACGUGUGUCUUUAUGGGUGCCCACAUGUGUGUCUGUAUGGAUGAACCCACGUGUGUCUGUAUGGGUGCACCCUCGUGCGUCUGUAUGGGUGCCCCAACGUGUGUGUAUGUGUGCCCCUAUGUGUCUGUAUUGGUGUCCCCACCACUUGUGUCUUUAUGGGUGCCCAUAUGUGUGUCUGUAUGGGUGAACCCACGUGUGUCUGUAUGGGUGCCCCCACGUGUGUCUGUAUGGGUGCCCCAACGUGUAUCAGUAUGA
Symsagittifera roscoffensis is the source of this 390-nucleotide messenger RNA. RefSeq lists its product as uncharacterized. The record is from RefSeq and is a predicted model, not a curated record. Lineage: Eukaryota; Metazoa; Xenacoelomorpha; Acoela; Convolutidae. Bases 1 to 390 code for a protein of 129 amino acids. The transcript has a single exon.